Phyllotreta striolata is the source of this 1055-nucleotide messenger RNA. Lineage: Eukaryota; Metazoa; Arthropoda; Insecta; Coleoptera; Chrysomelidae. The record is from the annotation of a GenBank genome assembly.
GUUUUUGUGAUGAAUAAAUUGAAAAUUUGUCCAAAUGAUCAAAGACAAACAUUAACUAUUUGUUAAACACUUGCACAGUUAAUAGACAUAAUUACAGAUACUUUCAGUUUAGCAAGAGGACGAUAAAUUGAAUAUAACUUUUAAUAUAAAACGUACACAAUGGGGUCCGAACAAUCUAAUCAAUCUGGUAGCCAGAAUGCCCAAAGACAAGGCAGUUUGAAUAAAGAAUCAUCAAAGCAAUCGAAUAUUAGACGUCAGCACACUAUAGCAAAUCCUGGAGGAAGUGAAUUUACCACUGAAAACGUAGAUAUCAGACCAGGCUCCAUAUCACCCGGACCGAGUGUUUGUAGCGAUGUAGAUUUACCGUACAUCAGUUAUACUGUUAACAGACCUAUUGGAGAUUCCCCUAAAUUAACAAACAAGCAAAUCGUUAAGAAACCAGCAUCGAGAAGAAUUCAAACGCCGAAACUCACAAAGAACAAAUCUACUCACAAUAUAGUGGUGGUGCGCGGUGCGACCCCAUCAUCAGCGGCCACAGAAAAAGAUCCCGAGAUAUUACGGUUGCAAAGCAUACCAAUGUUUCUGCCCAUCAUGAGAGCUACACUCAAUUUACCAGCAGCGAGGGACCCGGAAGUACUCGAAAGGCUAGAUCCGACGCCCAUAAGGAAUCUAUGUUUGCGAUAUCAGCGCCAUCUAACUGCUGCUGCUAAUCUCGUGGCCACCGAGCAGAAUCAAAUUACUCAUAAAAUAAGAGAGGUCGAUGGGGAUGUAGUUAAACUAGUCGCUGCGCUUGUGGAAAAGCAGAGGCGGCUUCAGAAAUACAGCGAGAUAUUAUCGCAAGUUACGCAUUUAUCUCAUCAACUGAACCGUUGUCACAGUACCUUGAAUUUAACUAUAGAAUCAAUGGAGACGUUGAAUAAUUAUUUGGAUGUUGACGAUAGGUUGGAACCUUUCGUGUGGACCACUGGAUGAGAUUUAAUUAAUGAAUCUUUAUAAUGUAAGAAAUUUAUUCUAGUCAUUUAUUGGGCAGCUAAUUGUUUAUUAGGAAAAAUAAU